AAAGUUUAGAAAUGGUUGGAAAAAGCAAAAAGAAGCGUAAUUCCAAGGAUUCUACAUCUAGUAAUGCAGGAAGCGGUGAAGGCGAAGAGAAGAAAAAGAAAGAGGGCGGCAAAAAGAAAGGUGGCGUGGGAAAGUCCAUUGGCUGUGAUAUUUUCAAUGAUGCAGCUAUGGAAAAUGCCUACUAUGUGUGCCAUAAUGUUCAGGAUGUUCUUAAGUCCAGAGGAUUUGCCUGGCCGGAUGGGCAAAAAAAGAAAAAGAAGGGAAAACGUUAAGAAAAAGUUUAAGCACGAUACACAAAUACAAAAAAUAUCUAUUUCUAGAAUCUAUAAGUAAACUAUUACCUAUAAAAUAAA
Drosophila eugracilis is the source of this 353-nucleotide messenger RNA. RefSeq names its product small lysine-rich protein 1. Lineage: Eukaryota; Metazoa; Arthropoda; Insecta; Diptera; Drosophilidae. The record is from RefSeq and is a predicted model, not a curated record. Bases 12 to 272 code for a protein of 86 amino acids. The transcript has 2 exons.